CAGCGAGAUGACCAUCCCGGAGUCGUACCGUCGGAGUCCGGUUCGUGGGCCACGGUUCGAGAAGCCGCGCCAUUACGUGGAACACUCGAUGGAUCGUGGUGUGCGCAUCUUCACCGGGGACGAGAAACAACCGAAGGUGCUGAGUAAUCCGGUGAUCUACGAUGAAGAGGCAAUACGUCGACAACCGUACCAGGAGAACGAUUGGGAUGACAAUGAGCGCACCCCGAAUCGUAGUGCCGAUCGAUCCUGCAAUUCUCGUUCAAAUGGUAACGGUGGUGAUGAAGGAAGGUACGAUGUGCGCCGUUCCGUGCUAGAGAACGCACUCAACGUUGCCUUCCUGGCGGCCAACUCGAACCAGCUGCGACUGCUGACAACAUCGAACAACGAGCGGCAGGAUACGAUUAGCUAUCAGGCAGUAUUUGGCCUGAUUGUAGUGUCACUGAUACUGCAAAUCCUCAACUGCGUCUCCAUGGUGAUAAUGUCGACACUUACCUCGCAUCGUUGGCCGCUAUUGCGUACCUUGGCAUGCAUCGUCGCCACCGUCAUUGCGCUGCUCAAUCUGGCCGUCGUAACGAUGCUCAAUGUGUUACUCGAGUCAUAGUGAGCCACCGCCAUCAGUUCUACCCAAAUAUUAGGAUUGAGGGUUUGAUGCUGUGGAGCGGUUACAUCUUGGUCCAGUGAUAAGGUUCCAUUGCACUUCUGUUUUAGUAAAAAAAGAACACUUGGGUGGUGUUGCCAUAUACGUUGUUGUGGUAAAAUAUAUGAUAUAGAAUUCCCCUUUUUUAAUUUUAUUUU
Molecule: messenger RNA, 795 nt
Organism: Anopheles darlingi
Lineage: Eukaryota; Metazoa; Arthropoda; Insecta; Diptera; Culicidae
Exons: 2
Coding region: 8-601 (197 amino acids)
Biological process (GO): tissue regeneration; cell adhesion
Cellular component (GO): membrane
Source: RefSeq, a predicted model, not a curated record